Molecule: messenger RNA, 1788 nt
Organism: Epithele typhae
Lineage: Eukaryota; Fungi; Basidiomycota; Agaricomycetes; Polyporales; Epitheliaceae
Product: MFS amino acid permease
Exons: 14
Coding region: 1-1788 (595 amino acids)
Biological process (GO): transmembrane transport
Molecular function (GO): transmembrane transporter activity
Source: RefSeq, a predicted model, not a curated record
AUGGCCGAAGAUCCCAAGCAGCAGCCAACCUCUGAGCUCGUCUCUCCCGCGCCUACUACCCCCGCACCCUCGGCUCCGAGCGAGAAAGUCAAGCCUGGCUCUACAUGGAAGCAGAACGAAGAGCAUGUACUACCCAAGAACCGCAUGAGCCUCGUAUUCACAGGUCUCAUGUGCUGUGUUUUUCUCGCCGCCCUCGAUCAGACCAUCGUCGCGACUGCUCUCCCCACCAUCGUCGCGCAGCUUGGUGGUGGCAAGGAGUACAGCUGGGUAGGCAGUGCGUAUCUUCUCGCCUCCUCCGCGCUUGGUCCGGUGUAUGGCAAACUGUCAGACAUCAUUGGUCGGAAACCGAUUCUUUUUGUCUCAAUCGGUGUUUUCUUGAUCGGGUCUGCGCUAUGCGGUGCCGCACAAAGUAUGACCUGGUUGGUCGUUGCGCGGGCUGUGCAAGGUAUCGGCGGAGGAGGUAUCAUUCAAUUAGUGCAGAUUACCAUAUCCGACAUUGUGUCCCUGCAAGAUCGUGGUAAAUAUGGUGGAUAUAUAGGUGCAACUUGGGGCAUUGCCAGUGUCAUCGGCCCGCUGCUCGGCGGUGUAUUCACCGACCAUGUUUCGUGGCGAUGGCAACUGCACAGGCCUACGGGUGGUAUUGGAUUCCUCAUGCUGUUCUUCUUCCUCAACUUGAACCCGCACCAUGGGAAGACGUGGAGAGAGCAUGCACAGGUUUUCGAUUUCUCCGGCUUGUUCCUCAUCGUCGUGGGUGUCGUCCUCGUGCUUCUGGGUUUCAACUUCAGUGAAACGAGUUGGAGUCAACCACAAACCAUUGCGCCUCUUGUCAUCGGUGUGGUGACGCUAAUUGCGGCCUCGAUUAACGAAAUUUACACCAAGAGAUCCGCGAUCAUCCCUCCCCGUCUCUUCAAGACUCGCACCACGGCGCUCAUACUGAUUUCAGUCUUCUUGCACGCCGUUGCUUUCUUUGGUGCUGCAUAUUAUCUGCCUGUGUAUUACCAGGUGCUUGGUUCUUCGGCUACCGGUGCGGGCGUACGGAUGCUACCCUUCUCUCUUGGUGGUGCUCUCUUCUCGGUUAUUUCCGGCCAGAUCACUUCGCGAACCGGUCGCUGGAGGCCCAUCAUGUGGGUGGCUUGGGGGAUCAUGAUCCUCGGGUUUGGCUUGAUGACUACGCUGGAUAACAACUCAAUUAUUGCCAAGCGACUUCUUUAUCCCUUUGUCACUGCGUUCGGCAUUGGCUGUUUGUUCCAGACUCCUCUCAUUGGUUUGCAAGCCGCGAUGCCGUUGAAGGACAUGGCGACUAGCACAGCUGCGUUUGUGCUCAUCCGUACCCUCGGUGGAACGGUUGGCAUUUCUAUCGGCGAGGUCAUCAUCUCCAGCGAACUUCGCAGGCGUGUUGCCCACAUCCCAGGGCUGAACAUUGACACUUCUCCCGCCGCGUUGACGCAAAUCGUGCGUCAGAUCCCGAAGAUCGCGGACGCCGCGCAGCGUGUCGCGCUCACAAAUGCGUACACGCGCUCGAUCAGCACCAUUUGGCUGGUCAGCACGCCCAUAUCGGGUGUCGGCUUCCUACUUGUCCUCUUCCUUCGCGGCUACACGCUCAAGCGCGUCGUUAUCAAGGCCGGCCAGGAGCCAACAGACAAGGACGCGGUCGACGUCGAAGCCCAGACAGAGGCCGCAGGCGCGCUUGCCAUCGCGCCGGGGGCCGAAGCGAAGGAGACGCCAGACGAGCGUACCGAGGGCACACCGUCGGUGGAGGCUACCGAGAUCAGCGAGAAAACGAAGUGA